Messenger RNA from Rhizoctonia solani, 462 nucleotides. RefSeq lists its product as uncharacterized. The coding region runs from base 1 to 462 and encodes 153 amino acids. The record is from RefSeq and is a predicted model, not a curated record. The transcript has 5 exons. NCBI's taxonomy places the organism in Eukaryota, Fungi, Basidiomycota, Agaricomycetes, Cantharellales, Ceratobasidiaceae.
AUGAAGUUCGUCGCUAUCUUGGCAGUCACUGCAUCUGUUGUCACCGCCUCUGUAGUUCAGCGUUCCGGCACUCCUAUGACGCAAGCUGCAGCACAAGCUAAGCUUCAGUCUGCUGGCAUAUAUGCGUCCUCCUCUGGCGGAUGCACGACCAAAUCCAACCCCACGUGUACGUCAUACGACGGGAUUCUGAGUGGCACUGUAGAUAAUGUGAUCACUCUCAAAAAUGCCUGCGGUUGUGCUAUAACCAUAACUGGUGGGACCGAGACUGGUCAUGCAAGCGGAACCUACAGCCACGCGAACGGAUACAAAGUCGAUAUUCGUCACGCAUCUGGGAUUGACGCUUAUGUCAAGAACUCAUUCACUAAGAUUGGGAAUCGAGGCGAUGGAUAUCCUCAGUGGAAAUCGGCAGCAGGAAACAUUUAUUGCGACGAAGGUAGCCACUGGGAUGUCACUUACUACUGA